Messenger RNA from Orbicella faveolata, 4050 nucleotides. RefSeq lists its product as uncharacterized. Lineage: Eukaryota; Metazoa; Cnidaria; Anthozoa; Scleractinia; Merulinidae. The record is from RefSeq and is a predicted model, not a curated record. Gene Ontology annotation, molecular function: protein binding.
CGGCAGAUCCCGUUGUUGACUCAAGUGGAAAUCGCUUUUCUUUUUUAAAGAACUGAUUGUGAAGAAACAAUGGCCCUGCAGCCGUUUACAAGGGAGCAAUUAAACUAUUUCAAGCUCGCUUUUGUUGUUCUCAAUGAGUACCCAAAGGCCCUACGCCAGACCUUCAGAUAUAUGUGGGAUAACUUCUUUGGAAGUCGCCAUGGUCAUAAAAUGUGGGAUGACUCCCUUGCCGUAAGGAAUGUGUUCCUUGUUUUAGAGGGUAGAAAAACAAGAGUUCCCACACACCUUUCUUACGAUGAAUGGGAUUGCACUGCCCUGUUCCAAGCCACAAUCUACUCACAGGCUUUCGCUUUACCACACAGCAAAGGCGGUCACACAGUACUUAGCGACUCGUUCAUAAAGCACAUCGGACUGCCAUGUGGAAGCUUCCAUGCCUCUGUGGUGAGCCUUACCGGAGACAAGGUUGAAACAUUUGCACUUGCCAUUGACCAGCUCAGACUUCUAAGAAAUUCUCUAUUACACUCAGCCACUCCAGAGAUUGACAAAGUAACAUUUGAUCAGCAUGUUCAACUCUCUAAAGACGCGUUUAAAGCUCUGGGAUUGAAGACUGACCCCAUAGAUGCAAUUGGAAGUUUGAACGAUUCUGACUUUCCUACUGAAAUGGUUCACAAGCUGGAGAGAGAAAUUAGGAAGGAGUUACAAGCAGACAAGACUUUUCUUCAAAAAGACGUAAAGGAAGAACUGUGCUAUGUGAAAGAUGAGGUGCAGUGCAUACGGUCCGAUAUCGCUCAGUUACAAAAAACCGAAGAUGAGAGGGAAAAAGCGACAACUACUACAAACCAAGAGGUGAAAGAGAGCAUAGCUGAGCUGAAGGAGAAAGUCGAGGACAUGAUCAAGAGCCAGAGACCAGGUACGAAACUAUCACUCAAACGAUCAUCUCUUCCUCCAAUCGUUCCACAUUUUACUGGCCGCAAAAGAGAAUGCGAUGAGAUCACUUGCCAAGUAACUUCGGAAUCGACAAGACUCGUUUCAAUCUGGGGCUCGCCAGGAUUCGGAAAAACUUCGGUUGCAAUCGCAGUUGGGCAUCAGCUCCAGUCUUCAGGAUUGCCAGUCCACUUCCUCUCAUUACGAGGACUCAAGUCCAAAGCAGAUCUAACAUCAAAGUUUCUUGGCCUCCUAAGACAGGGUCCGUCUCUUCCAAAUGAUCAAACAGCUCAGCAACUAUCGCUCAAUGAUGAAUUAUGCCAAACGUUUAGUAAGAUAUCGGAUAGUCUUGUCUGCAUACUGGACAAUGCCGAUGAUUUGCUGGAGACCGGUGACCCGAACGUGAAGGAUGAGGUCAUUGAUCUACUGGAAGAAAUUAUGAGAAGCAAUGAAAAGGUGAAAUUCCUUUUAACUUCCAGAGAAUCUUUGCAGUUCAUAGACGUACGUUUCCCAGGCCACCAGGGAUCGAGAAUAGGACACCUUGAUGACAUCUUCUCCCAGGAGCUUGUUUACAAACUGCUUCCCAUGGCAAGUGCCUCUGACUGCAAAAAAAUGGCCCAAGUUUGUGGACAUGUACCUUUGGCAAUAAAGCUACUGUGUUCCUCUGUUUCGGAAGAUGACCCCGUUGAACUGAGUCAGUAUUUAGAGAACUACUUGAAGGCCUCAACCGACAUCAUUCAGAUGUUGGACAAUCCGGAUUAUCCAAGCAAUUUGAGAUUGCAAGUUCUUUUUGGAACUUCUUUUCAGAGACUCUCAGAGGAAGAAAAACGAGCGCUGGUGUCACUAGCUAUUCUUCCUGACAAUUUUCAUUUAGACAUCGCUGCCGCUGUUUUGGGUUUGGCAAACACUGCUAGAGCAAACAAGAUAUUGCAAAGGCUCCGGAGGAAAUCCCUUCUCAGUUCCGGCGCUACGCAUGGUCUGUUCUCGAUACACAAGCUCAUCCAAUCAUUUUCCAGAGAGAAGGGAGAACAAGAGAUGCCGGAAACUGUUUUCUGUGCCAAAUCCCGUUUUCGUGCUUAUUACGUUACACUCUUCAAAACUCUCAAUGAGAAGUUUCUCAGUGGACAUUCUAUGCCCGCUUUUAUUGAAUUCUACGAAGAGAAGCAGAGUAUCACUGAAAGUCUCAUUGAAAGCUGUUCUGAUCCCAAAGUUGCUGAUGAUGUUUUUGACGUCCUGGCGACAGCAGAGCAGUUUUUAGACAUGCUUUUGUGGAGAGAUGUCACCUCCUUUGUUAAAAUUUAUGAUUCAGCACUUGAAGAGUCCCACAAGCAGGGGAAAAACAUCUCCUACAGAAAAUUACUUGUUUCCAAAGCUUUCGGUCAGAUAACAUGGGGUAAAACUGGAAAAACGAGUCAACUUCUUAACAAAGCUAAGGAAUGCCAAGCCUUAUCUUCCUCAGUCCCUAAUGAAGAACAGGGGAAACUCCUGUGCUAUUUAGGCAUGCAUUGUCUUGUUACAAAUGAAUCGGAAGAAGGCGUUAAAUGUUUCCAUGAAGCCCUUUCUAUGAUGAGCAACAUCCCUGCUCUGGUGAUUCUCAAACUUAUCACUUACCAAAUCCUGGCUGUCUACUACAAAUGCAGAAAUAACCCGGCAAGUGCAAGUUACUACCAAACGAAGGCACUUCAAGAAUGCGAGUGUACAGACAACCAACACCUCGUAAUUCCUCCUUCAACGAGGGAGCCAAAAGCUCGAGGAGAAGAGACACCAUCCAAAGAUCAGGCGAAUGCACCACUCUUAAUGCAAGUGUUGUAUCAUGUAAGCCAAGCAACAGAGAAUUUCUCUGACAUUGACACCCAGCAAGGUUUUGGCAACGUUGCACUCAAAAUACUAGACAACGGUGCUGCAUCUUGCAAACCGUCACUUGGUUUAUUCAAAUUUCACCGCAUAGUUGCUGUGAUGCUACAAGAGCAACGAAAAUACGAAGCAGCUGUCAAGUUUGCAGAGUCUGCCAUAACAUCUCAUCGAACUGCCCUCCAGCAAUUUAAAAGCAACGAGAGCAGUUUGUCAAAAGAAGGCAACGAGGUACACUCUGUAACAAGUUCGCAAAUUCACGAGGAGGCAUUGGUAGGGCUCUACCAGGAUCUUGGACAGAUCCAUUACAGCAAAGGCAACUAUUCAGCGGCUCUUCAGUCCCAGCAGCUUGCACUUGACCUUGCACUUGCUGUAUUCGGCGAGGAGCAUCCAGCAACAGCAGUUUGUUAUUACCUAGUGGGAUGGGCACAUUAUCAGUUAGAAGAUUACGUGUCAGCGCUGCCAUAUAAUCAGCUUGCGCUAAAGAUCAGACGUAAACUUUUUGGUGAAGAUCAUUCCCUGACGGCGUACAGUUACCGAUCAGUAGGAUACACACAACACGAGCUAGGAGAUUACAAAUCAGCUCUGAAGUCUAAAAAGCGCGAACUUGACAUUCGACUGAAACUGUUUGGCGAGGAAGAUCCACGGACAGCUGACAGCUACCGUUCCCUGGGACAGACAUAUAACGAAAUAGGAGACUACAAUUCAGCUCUUCCGUUGAAACAGCAUGAAGUUGCCAUCAGACUAAAAGUUUUUGGUGAGGAACAUCCAAAAACAGCUGACAGCUUCCGUUCAUUAGGCUACACUCAACAUCAGCUGGGAGACUUCAAUUCAGCUCUUCAGUCUAAACAACAAGAACUUGACAUCAGACUGCGACUGUUUGGGGAGGAACAUUUAAAGACAGCGGACAGCCACCACUCAAUGGGAGAAACACAACAUCAACUUGGAGACUACCAGUCUGCUCGUCUGUCUUUCCAACAUGCGCUUGAUAUCAGACUAAAGCUAUUGGGUGAGGAUCAUGCAGACACAGCUGAAAGCUAUCAUGAACUAGGCGUCACACAGCAUCAACUGGGAAACUACACAUCGGCUCUUCAGUCAAAGCAGCAUGCUGUUGAUGUUAGACUAAAAUUAUUCGGCGAGGAACAUUUACAGACAGCUGCCAGUUGGCAUGAGCUUGGAAUCACUCAACACGAACAAGGAGACUAUGUCUCUGCUCAUCGGUCUUUGCAGCAUGCACUUGAUAGCUUGGAAAUGACAGCUCAGAAGAGAACUUAA